ACGAACAGAUCCAUCUUCUUGGCGACCGGAGUAUCUCUCCGGCAUCGUCUGAUAUGGCGAGCGUAGGAAGCUCCAAAGGGCGAAAGAACUGAGGAGGAGAAGGCGAGGUUAAGGGCUUUCAGGUGACGUCGGGUUGGGUCAGGUCGGCGAGAGAGAAGGCGCGUGUAGGUAAGGGUUUCACCUGUGUGCGAAAGGGGUGGGUUUUAGAAAACCCAGAUUUGGAAAGUUUGAGGGUUUGGCACAUAUCUGUGUGUGAGAGUUUGAGGGUUUGGUACAGAUGGGGCGUGUGCAGGGUUGGUGUAUAAGUGAGCGACUGAGAAGGGGGUGGGUUUCAGAAAACCCAGAUCUGGAAAGGAAGAAGAAGGGAGAAGAAGGGGUGGGUUCGAAGGAUUGAGAAAGAGGAAAGGGAGAAGACGGCAGCUGUUUCCGGUGUGGCGGAGCUUCCAAUACCCUACACUAGCCUCCGCCUCAUCAAUCGCCCAGACUGUAGAAGUCUUCCAUGCCUUGUCUUGAUUCUUUGAUUUCUUUUGUUUUUGAUACUUCUGUAACUAUGGAGGAUCGAGAUUGGGAUUUUUUGUACAGGAAUACUAUUACUUUAUCUUGUGCUUCAUUUCUUCAUUCCUUCUCUGAUGAUCCUCUAAUUUUGGUGGUAAAGCAUUUGUUAGGAGAUAAUAAUAUGCUCACUAAAUGUGUUUUCUGCGCUCUAAUCUCAAGUGUCGGGGCUGGAGAAAGGGAUGGGCUAACCAGAUUUGGGUUUGAGAGAGGAAGAAGAAGGAAGAAGAGAAAGAGAGAGAAUAAGAAGAAGAAAGAAAAAUGAGCAGGGAAAGUAAGGAGGAAAGGAGGAAGAAGAUGAAGUUUGAGAGAAGACCUAGACCUGGGUUUGCAGAGGUAAGAGAAAAGGAAAGGUAAAGGAGAGAGAAAAUGAAAGAAGAAGAAGAAAUUUGACGUGGGUGAAAAAAAAAAAUUGUUAUUUUUAAAUUAAAUGAAAAUGCCAACUUAUAAAAAAAAUGCCAACUAUGGUGUUUUUUUUCCAUGUCAUUAGCUAAGAAGAAAAAAGAAUUGAUUUG
This is a messenger RNA of Rubroshorea leprosula, 1067 nucleotides long. Lineage: Eukaryota; Viridiplantae; Streptophyta; Magnoliopsida; Malvales; Dipterocarpaceae. The record is from the annotation of a GenBank genome assembly.